AUGUUCUCCAGUUCUCUGGCUGUUGGUGAAGCAACCCCUUUGAUUUGGAAGGACCACUUCAAGACCUUGCUGAACCGGCAAGCGCCGUCAGCUCCUGAACUCGAGCACUUUCAAAGACCGUCAUAUGCGGUUAACAAGAAACCAUCGAUCGAAUCGCAGGCUCUGGGCUGCAUCCAAAAGAUGAGGAAUGGAAAAUCUGGUGGAGACGAAGAGUUAGCACAGAAGUGA
Molecule: messenger RNA, 228 nt
Organism: Necator americanus (New World hookworm)
Lineage: Eukaryota; Metazoa; Nematoda; Chromadorea; Rhabditida; Ancylostomatidae
Exons: 1
Coding region: 1-228 (75 amino acids)
Source: RefSeq, a predicted model, not a curated record